Molecule: messenger RNA, 3766 nt
Organism: Triplophysa rosa
Lineage: Eukaryota; Metazoa; Chordata; Actinopteri; Cypriniformes; Nemacheilidae
Gene: man1b1b
Product: mannosidase, alpha, class 1B, member 1b
Exons: 14
Coding region: 336-2177 (613 amino acids)
Biological process (GO): N-glycan processing; carbohydrate metabolic process
Cellular component (GO): endoplasmic reticulum; membrane
Molecular function (GO): mannosyl-oligosaccharide 1,2-alpha-mannosidase activity; calcium ion binding
Source: RefSeq, a predicted model, not a curated record
AAGCCACAACUUUAGUCACAAGUCGAAACACACCUCCUCACAGCUGGUUGACUUCUGGAUAUCACUUGACUCGUCAGCUGCAAAAAUGACUGGAAAAUGCUAUGUUCAGCCCCGCAUAGUUUGAAACGUGUCUUUUGGAGAGUCGUGUUGAAUUUGGCUUGAAUCAUGAGUGGUAUGAGGUUUUUACGAGUGCUGGUGAAUUGUAGGCCCUGUAGUGAUGCCUCGGAUUGUCGUGAGAUCCUGAGCCGGUAAGAGCUCCGCUCCACACCGCCGGAAGCACUCCAGCAAGAGAGAGACGUUGAGUGUAUGAAGAGUCUGGAGCGAGAUAAGGAAACAUGCUUCCGCCGUCGGAAAGGGAUUUUGUGUCGGUGACUCUCGGUGAAAGCGGCAGCUACACGAACGGCAAGCAGUGGCGGAGGCAGUCCUGCUGGAGGAAAUGGAAACAGCUGUCCAGAUUGCAGCGCAGCCUGAUCCUGUUUACACUGAUGUUGCUGCUUGUCUGUGGAAUAGUUACAUCUCCCACUCUCAUGGCACACUGGAGAGAUGGUACAUUAGGGGAUAACACGGAUGAUGGAAAACAGCCGUUUGUUUUAGACCUUAAAAAUGAGUACAAGUUCAUUCUUCCUGAGCCGCCCUCUGGGAAAAAGGGCUUCCGAAGACGAGGACCCCCUGUUUUGCAGAGCCGUUCACAAAGCAAAACAAAUGCAUCUGAAGGAGGAAAACCAGUUGUCAGUUGGCGUGAAGCUGUGAUAGACCAAGGCCAAGUCUCUGACACUGACAUCAAGGAGGCAGAAAUCCAAGAAAUUACCCUAGCAGAGAGCAGGCUUGAGGCUGUAAGAGAAGCAUUUAGACACGCCUGGAAGGGCUACAAGGACUUCGCCUGGGGUCAUGAUGAGCUCAAACCCAUCUCUAAAUCAUAUGGAGAGUGGUUUGGACUUGGGCUAACCCUGAUUGAUGCUCUGGACACAAUGUGGAUCUUGGGUCUAAAAGACGAGUUUGCAGAGGCCAGGGAGUGGGUGGCCACAGAACUGUCCUUCGAUAAGAACGUAGAUGUUAAUCUGUUCGAGAGCACCAUUCGUAUCCUGGGUGGCCUGCUGAGCACUUAUCAUCUGACUGGAGACUCUGUAUUCCUGGAGAAAGCUAAAGAUAUUGGCUCCAGACUGAUGCCCGCCUUCAACACGGCAUCCAAAAUCCCUUACUCUGAUGUGAAUAUCGGAAAGGGGACGGCUCACUCUCCGCAGUGGACUUCAGACAGCACCGUAGCUGAGGUCACCAGCGUUCAGCUGGAGUUCAGAGAACUCAGUCGACUCACUGGAGACCCCAAAUACAAGCUGGCAGUGAUGGACGUUAUGAAUCAGGUCCAUAAACUAGACGGGAAGAAUGAUGGAUUAGUGCCCAUGUUCAUCAAUACAAACAGCGGCCAGUUUACCCACCAGGGCAUCUACACACUGGGCGCCAGGGCUGACAGCUACUACGAGUACCUGCUGAAGCAGUGGAUUCAGGGAGGCAAGAAGGAGAAUGACUUGCUGGAAGACUAUCUGCAGGCUAUGGAAGGGGUGAAGAAGAACCUGCUGAGGAAGUCUAAUCCUCUAGGCCUCACGUUUGUAGGAGAGUUGUCCCACGGACACUUAAGUCCUAAGAUGGACCACUUAGUAUGUUUCCUGCCUGGCACGCUGGCACUGGGGGCACAUCACGGCCUUCCUGCUGACCACAUGGAGCUGGCAAAAGAGCUGAUCGAGACCUGCUACCAGAUGUACGUUCAGAUGGAAACGGGUCUUAGCCCAGAGAUAGCUCAUUUUAACAUGCAUGAGGGUAGCAAGCAGGAUGUAGAAGUGAAGAUUGCAGACAGGCACAACCUUCUACGGCCAGAGACUGUGGAGAGCCUCUUCUAUUUAUACAGAUUCACCAAGGAUAAGAAGUACCAGCUGUGGGGCUGGGAGAUCUUACAAAACUUCAAUAAGUACACAAGGGUUUCCACCGGAGGUUACACGUCCAUAAACAACGUUCGUGACCCAGCCUAUCCCAACCCUCGAGACAAAAUGGAGAGCUUCUUUCUGGGUGAGACGCUCAAAUACUUUUACCUGCUGUUCUCAGAGGACCCCGACCUUAUCAGCCUAGACAAAUACGUGUUCAACACUGAGGCUCAUCCUCUGCCCGUAUGGCCAGAAGCAGAGUGAUGGACCCACGGGCACGCACACAACCAAAUGCACCUCUCUCAGGGCCAUGAGUACACAAAGAUUCGAUUCUGUCCUUUUGAUAUCUUCUUUUCUAUACCAGGGACUCUUUUUGUAAAUGAAAUGAUUGUAAUAGCCAUGACAUCAGUAUGUAAAUGUAGAUGUCUAGUUUCAGAUUAUGGUGUGAACUAGCGUACCGUAUGUUUCUGUUAAUGGAAUUUCCGACUGUAACUAUUUAUUCAUUUAAGAAUAAUAACAUACGUUUUCAGCAACUGAUGAACAAAAAGUGUCAUCAUCUGAUUUGAAGGCACAGAUCUGUAGGUGAUGCUUUUGUUAGCCCACUGAAUCAGUGUGUGCAGUUUGCAGUCUUAUCAGCCCACACACGCAGACAUUAAAACGUUCAUACUGUGAAAUCUUACGGGGACUGCAAGCACUUAAUGGUGUGUACAGGGAUUUUAAUGUGCGUGUUUUGUUUUUAUUAAAAGACCUGCUGCUGUUUGUUGUGUUAGGAUGUGGGUUUAGGGGGUCUUUCAUCAUCAUGUGAUUGACUAUUGAAUUAUUUCUUAGAUCAUUUAGCAUAUAGAACUACCAGACAGCACUUAAAGUUUUAAGCUAAUUGGGGUUUAAUGGUGGGAAAUGAAAAUGCACUGUUCAUUCCAUUCUUAAGAAUUUCUCUGUGCAUUUUAUUCUUUUUAAAUUAUUCUUUUUUGCUGUGACUGAUUUAGCUGCCAUUCCUGCAAAUAAGGAAAAUGUUCCUUUUUGUGUCAAGUGAGGUGUUUGGUAGAGGGUUUAUUAUUAUAUAUUACAUGAUGUUAAGGUUGUCUAGCAGGUGGUUGUUUGAACUUAUAUUCUUAUCCCAGGGUUAUACAGUAUAUAGAAUAGUUUGGUCCAGUGUAAUUAGACUUUUUGUGGUAGUAAUGUAAGGGAGUGUUAAUCAAGCACAAUAUUUAAAAACCAAGAAUCUAUGAUGUGGCUUAUGUACUUCUAUCACUUUCAGGGGACCUACAGUAGAUGUGAUUGUCAGUAGUAUUUUUGUAUGAUCAAUAUUGUGUACAAGCAUUCUGUAGGAUAUUUAGUAAAUAUAUAUAUAUUUUUUUGUGAAUUUAGGUAUUAGUUUUCCUUGUGAAAAGUUUGUUUGGGCGACUUCAAAAUUCUAUUUUUUUUCUUGGGGUAAGGAAAAUUAUUUCUGAUUUUGGAUCAGUUUGUGUGCACAGAAUGUCUUAAGGUAACCAACAACAGGUAGUGAAAACGUUUUAAAAAUCGUCAGUGAAUAUUCCUGCUUUGCUUAAAGAUCACACAUGUAUUAACGCGAAUUUUGUUUUGAAAGUUAAAACUUUUGCUCAGUUUAUCCAGAUGGAGCUUUGAGUUGUAGUUUUUUGUGUAUAAUACCAGUGCAGAUGUUAAAAAAAGGGCUCUGGUGAUGUUUCAUUUCACGUGUGCCUUUCAAAACACACAGGGCAAUGAUGAAGAAAUGUCUAUUUUCAAUCCUGAGAAUCAAGUUUUUAUCGAAAUCUAUUUUAAUCAUCUCAUGCCUGUUGUGAAGCUAUUUACAAUUUCUUGUUUUCUGAAUAAACACGUAUGAUAUUUCAGUC